Athalia rosae (coleseed sawfly) is the source of this 4134-nucleotide messenger RNA. RefSeq names its product odorant receptor Or2-like. The record is from RefSeq and is a predicted model, not a curated record. Gene Ontology annotation, cellular component: plasma membrane. Gene Ontology annotation, biological process: detection of chemical stimulus involved in sensory perception of smell; sensory perception of smell. Gene Ontology annotation, molecular function: odorant binding; olfactory receptor activity. NCBI's taxonomy places the organism in Eukaryota, Metazoa, Arthropoda, Insecta, Hymenoptera, Athaliidae. Bases 1571 to 2908 code for a protein of 445 amino acids. The transcript has 10 exons.
GAAGCCGCGAAAAAGCUCGGAGCAAACUCGUCUCCUAUUUCGACGAGUUACUAACGUUUGCGCAUAGUCCCUUAAUUUCAAAAUGGACCCCGCCGCCGGAUUGAACGUGAAUCAAAUUGGCAGAGCAGAUGUUAAUUUAAACGGGUUAAUUAAUAGUAUAUUCGGACGGAUAAAGAGUAUUUAUACAGCAGUGCAUUGAGAAUAGUUUGAAAAUCAACGGUAUGGCACUGCGAGUAUAUCACGUUAUUUUGCGAAUGCUCAACCUUCACUCUAACGAUUGUAUGAUAGCUCCCAGACGUUUGCACCAGAUGAGAUUCCUAUGCGUGCUGACACUCAAUUAUACUAUUAGUAAAGUGAAUACUACUGGAACUAAAUGUCACCAUUUCGGAGUAGAAGAAUCAAAGUGCAUCCUCAAGAGCAGAGGGGCUAGACUGACAGCUAUAAAAUUGAAUUCAAUCUGGAGAAGAGUCCUAUCAUACUUGGUUGUUUUUUGGCAUGGAUACCAGAAGAGUUGAUCACUGCUAUCCGUUUCAUUCUUCCAGGUUGAACUGUAUUUGUCCCAGGGAAGAAUGCGAAGUCGAAACAACAAAGUCCUUGCGAUAAGUGUCAGAUGUUAUUAUGACACCUCUGUGUACUUUGACGGACAGUCAGUGCAGAUGUUUUGCUGAGAAAGGUCCAGCUGCCCAACCCAAGCAUAUUGUUGCUCUACUUUUGGAAACGACACAGAGAGUUUGAGGGGAAGAAAUCAUACUCCCUAGUACAUGUAUCUACUCAAGAACUGCAGUCAUUCCAUGGUGGCCCUAUUUCUGAACCCCUCUUGAAGUUCAAGAUUCGGAUUUCGAGUCGGGGUGUCUCAGGAUCGGGCUUACUAUGAUGGGGUCGUAUCUCGUCGCUGUAAGCCCGUUCGGUGAAAAUAAAUCGGAGCUCAAAUUAGGCAUGAAAGAGUUGUACCAGAGAAUAUCUGUUUAAUCAUGAAUAGCCGCGUUGCACCCGAUGCAGCAUGAAUCUGACCAGAAGUCUAGCUCCUGCUUUUCGGAACCUGGACUGGGAGGAACACAGGGUUGUAUAGGGCUUGUAUCUUGUACACGACUAUAGGCUGAAACUCGAAAUAAUGAUUCAUUACAAAUAGGUUUGCAGAGUCGGUAUAUUCUUGGAGCGAUUAUCGGCAUCCUGGUCUCAAUGCAUUUCAUGAUUGGUUGAGACCCUGCGUCUCUAAUGCAGGCGUAUAAACCUUCAACAUUAACGAGUACCUUGUUAUCUAGGUGAUCUUGUUACUUUCUUUUUCCCCUCAUUUCUCUAGAUAUAUUCAGCAUGAAGAAUCCGUGUACAGAAAAGUGCGGAUAGGAGAUCUAAAGCUAUAAUCAAGCAGAAGUGAAUUUUAGAAAAUGCAAAAUUGGUUGCAGCUGUAAAGUUUCCAUCAGCUGCAUGCCUCGUAGACUCUCAUUACUAACUCCUAAUUAUUUGGGACCAGAGAUACGUGGAAACUCUAUAAAAGCUACAGUCUUCAAACAGAAAGUUCCAGUCAUAAAGCUGCAACUUUUUUUUUUUUAGGCGUUAAGCGAUAGAUUAGAUGGCUCACUACGCAUCCUUAACAUCUAUCGUAAUGGAUUCCGGCGAUGUUUUUCGAGUCCAUCGAAUCGCCCUGAUGGUUUUGGGUCUCUGGCCAACAAAAAGAGUGAUUUACUGGAUCUAUAGCAGCCUCCUUUUAGUGCCGUUUUGCUUCAUCUUCACAAUAUCAGAAUUUGCAAACUUGUUCUUCAUUUCCGAUGACUUGCAUUCCUUUGCCGUGAAUCUUUGCUACUUUAUCCCCCACCUAAUGACCUGUCUUAAAAUCACCCUCUUUCUCUCCAAGGUGAGGAAGAUACAAGAGCUCUGUGAGCGAUUCGGGACCACUGAGUUUCUCCCGGAUCCUAAACGUGGUAUAGAAGAAUCCCGGAUUGUCAGGGAUACGAUAGACCGGAUUUUUAACUGCCUCCUGAUCCUGUAUAUCCUUGGUACUUCGGUCCUUCUUUGUGGAUUUAUUGCGCCCUUCUACCGCCAAGGCAACCCUAAGGAUUCCGAGAACCAGAAAAAUUCAACAAUUGUACCGCAUCUACCCUAUCAUAGCUACGUCCCCUGUGAUCCCGGAAGUUCACCUUGCUUCGAAAUUAUGUUCGGAUAUCAGGCGACUUCUGCAUUUAUAUGCACCUACAUAAUAAUCCAUUGCGAUACCCUUUACGUAGCAUUGGUUUUUCACUGUUGCUCCCAGUUUCGGAUGCUAAACGGAUCCCUGGAAACGCUAACCCAGCGGGCGGCGACUUCCUUUUUGGCGGGGCAAAGGGAGGAACAGAUACGUCGUGACCAACAACAAAUCGAUAGAGAGUCCCUGAGGCUCGGGGCUAACUGCGUAAAACAUCACCAAGCUAUACUAGAGGUGAAGGUGUACAAACCGCAGUCAGAGCUUUUGCCAAUGAAAAAAUUGAAUCACAUUAACGAUUUAUCUUCUAUUGAAAAUAAUUUGUUCCUCUUGAUAUUCACAAAAAAGUCUUUCAAACCUGUAUUGCAUUGGAAGACGCCUUUUCCGGUGAUCGACAUGUCGUCUUUCGACCUAAUCACCAUGACCUUAUUCAGCUGUGCAAUGAUCUACGAGUUAUUCAUAUUAUGUAACACCGGAAACGAAAUGGAAAUAGAGAGUAAGAAGGUUUCACGGUCCGCCUACAACGCGCAGUGGACCUCCGCCUCGGAACCUGUAAAGAAAAUAUUGCUGCUUAUGAUGCUACGUGCCGAACGACCAGUUCUUUUUACCGUUGGAAAAUUCGCCAAGCUUUCCUUGAGGACAUUUCUUUCGGUUGGAUUUAUUUCCAUUCAAGUAAAUGACCUUAUCAAGUAUCAGCUGCUGAUGAACAGAUUCAAAAAAUUUUUUAGGUAAUCAGGGGCUCUAUCUCCUACUUCAUGGUCCUGCGAACCGUACAAUAGUCAACAACAGAUUAUUUAUCAUGCUUGUAAGGUACCCGAGUUUCAUCGUUGUACACCUGAAAAUAAUAAGUAUUAGCUUGUUGAGUUAAAUUUCUAACUAUCGUCAAAUAUUCGUGUGUGCAUAUACCGUUGCCGCAGUCGGGUCCAACCGGAACGAAUAGCAAAAGUUCGCCGAGCUACGCAGUAGUUUUAUUACAGAAAUAGCUACUCCGGUCGAAGUAGCUCCCCACGAGAAUUCGAAAUGCGCAUUAUCAAACGACUCGAUCGCAUUUCUUUAACCCAGAAUUUGUAUUGUAUUACUUUAAUGUGUAAUGUGUAAUGUGAGAAGGAGACAGCCAGGGAGUAGACGUAGUUGAUGAUUGCGGAAUUCGGAAUUCGUUUUGUGUUCGCGGAUUGGACGCCUCUUUUCUGUUUUCAUUGUUGUUACGAUGAUUAUUCCUCUUCUAUUCCAAUAUGCUACGAAGCUGGGAUAUGCAUGCAUAUGUAUGUAUAAAUAGAUACCUUUAUUGGAGUACGGGAGUCUGGAAGGAUCGACGGGAAGUGGUGAGAGGAGAGGGUAAAAGUACUGGCUAGUACGUGCUGGAAAUUUCGUACCGCAGCCGCCGGACGAUCAAUACUCUCCUCCUUUGGGCUUGAGGAUAACCUUCUCUAGUUGUGCUCCCCGAAUCCCGGUUCUGGAAUAAUUUAUAAUUCUCACACUGUGAAAAGUUGCGGCCAAAAAUGAAUAAGUAUUUCACCAAUUGUAGGGAAAGAUAAAACGUCUGUGACAUUCAUAAGGUCUAACAAGGUCCUACGAUGUGAAAAAGGAUGGAAAAACGAUAGAAAUAAAACGAGCCACUGGCGGGGCUCGCAACGCGCAUUUGUUUUGACGGGCGCUCGAAAGUUCGAUUCGAGAAACUGCGUCGUCACCGGUUGCUAUAUAAACACGGCGUCGACGUACCGGCCGGCAUUCAGAAACAAACCUUGAACAAACUUCCAAGUUGUGCGCGUGAUCCUCGUAAAACGAUUGCCGACAACGUGCGAAAGUCAUAUGAAAAUGUGAAUUAUGCGACGACAGCCUAACGGCGGUUCGUCGAGCCGCAGCUCCAAUUCUGGGGUGUUGGACGUUUCAAAAUUCAACCUCAUAGAGGAGGGCUACAUUGUUGAAAUGCUUGGCUUUGUUCCUGUGAUGACAGACAG